Cynara cardunculus var. scolymus (artichoke) is the source of this 873-nucleotide messenger RNA. RefSeq lists its product as uncharacterized. The coding region runs from base 182 to 577 and encodes 131 amino acids. Gene Ontology annotation, cellular component: mitochondrial membrane. NCBI's taxonomy places the organism in Eukaryota, Viridiplantae, Streptophyta, Magnoliopsida, Asterales, Asteraceae. The record is from RefSeq and is a predicted model, not a curated record. The transcript is spliced from 4 exons.
CCGGGGCUCCAUAUUCGGUUCGCAAAUACUGUACUUGGCAAACAGCAACGACAGAGAUGAAAUAGCUAACAGCUGCACGGAUCGGUUGAUGGCUUGACCUAGCACAGGUUCAUCUUUUGAAAAUAUUCUUCCUUUGAAGUUCUGCACUAGUCAUUUACAUAUAAUUUUGUGGUGUUUAAGGAUGACAACGGUCGGAACCACAAUGGAUCAACCUAAUAAAGCUAAUAAACUUGGAGCUACAAAUUCUGCUAGAAUUCAGAGUCCAGCUUCAGGGUUCAAAAGGUGGGGAAGAAAAGGGCCAUUUAUCAGAUAUGGGCUUCCUAUGAUUUCACUCACGGUGUUUGGAGCACUUGGGCUUGGUCAUCUCUUGCAGGGCAGCAAGGAUAUAGCCAAGGUGAAAGACGAYCAGGAGUGGGAGAUCCUUGAAACGAAAAGAGCCCUGUCAAGAACAGGACCUAUUGAAGCUUACAAGCCCAAAAACUUGUCGCUGGAGGAGGAGCUAAAGGCUUUGCAGCAGAGUGUUGACAUAAACAACUAUGAAUAUAAGAAGAUCCCCAAGCCGAAUGAAGGUAAAUGAACUUCAAGUGUAGUUUUUCAUGAAUCRUUUCACCUUUCCCUAAAUAAACCACAUCGUUCUGUCUUUUGAACUUUAAGGGUUUGUGAAGAUGAUGUAUGUAGAUUUUGUCACUUAAAACUGCAUUURGGCAAUUUCUUGGCCUUAUUGUGCCCCAACCCCAAUGCAUAGGAUGCUCUUCAUCUACAAAUGCAUCAAACUUUUAAGAUGUAUAAAGGGAGUUAGGACUAAGUUCUUCUAUCCCUGUUGAAUUUUGAUGUGAUUUGGUGUUCUGGAAAGUGGUGAAGCCURUACUUUAA